CGUCUUUUCUGACGAUUUUUCGAAAAUUCUCUUCAUUUCUGCAUCAAAUUCUGGUAAAAUGAGUCAAGAUACGAUCGAUAAGUUGUACGCAAACUACGAUGUGCUCUCCGAAGCACUGACAAAGGGCAAAAUCGCAGACUACGAGCUCGAAUACAAGGAAAUAUUGAAUGCUGUUAAAGGGAACGCCAAGGAGAAGAAGCUAGCGGCACAAUUUAUCCCCAAAUUUUUCAAGCAUUUCCCGAGCUUGGCUGACACCGCAAUCGAUCGCCAACUGGAUUUAUGCGAAGACGAGGAUGGCAUCACACGAAGACAGGCCAUCAAAGAUUUGCCCAACUUUUGCAAGGACACAAAAGAACACACGCCCAAAAUUGCCGACAUCCUAUCACAACUCCUGCUCUCGGAUGACCCCAUGGAACUACAACAAGUCCAUUUGUCGCUUCAGCAGUUGGCAAAAUACGACGUUCUCGGUACUUUAAGUGGCAUUUUCAGUCAAAUUACGGCCGGCGACGAAGCUACUCGUGCACGUUGCUUCCAAUAUUUGUCACAAAAGUUCAUGAAAUUCUGCGGAGAUCUCGUCACGAAGGAAAUUGAAACGUUUAUUGUCGUGGAAUUGAAGAAAAUCUUGCAAGAUGUCACCGCGGAUGAGUUUCAUUUGUGCAUGACGAUCCUGGCGAAGACAAAACUUGCCUCUACUGUGUCAGGACAUCAGGAAUUAGUGAAGAUUGCUGUUGAACAAGCCGAAUUGGAUGUCGAGUUGAGUGGUACUUUGGCUGCAGAAGAUGAAGUUAUCGAAAGAUUCAUCUUUUGUGCGACAGAAGCAGUCCCAUAUCUCUCAAAUAAGGUUGAAUCGACACCUUUUGUCAAAUUCAUGUGCGAAAAGUUGCUUCCGUUGAGUACUUGGAACUUAAUUGGCGCCGCCGACGAUCAAAGUCAGACCCAAUUACGACUUUUGAAGGUAUUUGCUGAGUUGUGUACCUAUUGCGGGACCUUGGAAAAUCCUCAGGAGGCUGUCAAACGGAUUUAUGCAAUUCUACAGGAAUAUAUGCCCUUGCCGCCAUUGGAUACAGACAUCUCUGAUACUCCCUCGUUCCAAUUCUCGCAUGCCGAAUGUUUGCUUUACGCAUUACAUUGCGUCGGAAAACAAGCUCCCGAGUUCUUGACGUUCCCCGAAGACGCUGCCAGCUUGAAAGACUUCAAACAACGCAUUCAAUACUUGGCUCGCGGCACACAGGGUUACCUCAAAAAGCUCCAAGAGGCAAUUAAGGGACAAACUCCGGCAGAAUUGAAGAGCGACGAGAACCAAAUCAAGGUCACCGCACUCAAAACGACCUCGAACAUCAGCACAUUGAUCCGCGAUUUGUUCCAUUCGCCGCCAUUGUUCAAAGCCAAAGUCAAUCUUUCGUGGCUCGCUCCGAAAGGAAAAGAUGGCGCUGCAUCUGUUGUCGAUUUAACAAGUCCCGGCGGAGGCGCAGGCACCAAACGUCAUGCUCCCAUCACUUUUGACGGGACUCCAAACAGCAAGAAAGGAAAACGCACCGAAGGACAAGACCAGAAAUAUUAUGCGCCGCCCUCGGGAAAAUAUUCGGCGGGGGUGAAAAAUUACGCAGGAGGCCAAGCAGGCGGCAAUAAACGACGACAAGGCGGCGGCGGAAGACGAUCCGGAGGAGGCGGAGGCUUCCGAAGUGGACAAAAACGCUUUGGGCGCUAUUAGAGACGCGAGACACCGUAUGCAACAUUUGCAUAAAAUUUAGUUUAUGACCGACAGUACACAAGAGCAUUUUACCCGUUCAUCGUAGUUUUAGAUCAUUUUCUCACAAUUUAGUUCGCAUUUAGCGCGUAAGAUGAUUAACAAAACAAUCGAGAAUGAAAAUUUACCGAAAAUUCGGUAAAUCUUAACAUUUAAAAAUACUAAAAAUUAAAUCUAGUUUUGAAUAAAUUGAAUCUUUUCCUUUGAUAAAAUUAUAAAAAUAAAAAAC
Messenger RNA from Culicoides brevitarsis, 1976 nucleotides. It is a transcript of the gene cass, whose product is annotated as apoptosis inhibitor 5 homolog. Gene Ontology annotation, biological process: negative regulation of apoptotic process. Lineage: Eukaryota; Metazoa; Arthropoda; Insecta; Diptera; Ceratopogonidae. Gene Ontology annotation, cellular component: nucleus. The coding region runs from base 59 to 1711 and encodes 550 amino acids. The record is from RefSeq and is a predicted model, not a curated record. The transcript has 2 exons. Gene Ontology annotation, molecular function: RNA binding.